GUCUCUGAGGAAAAGGCUGCGCGCGGUCUUUUUCCAUCUUAAUGCUCUAAGUGUUAACAGUUGUGCAUGGGGAAUUAAACUUGUGCUUCAGUUCAUUUUUGUCAUAACAAAAGCAAAACUUUAGAUUUUUCCCAUUCAGAUAGCAACUAUGGGCUCGACUAGUGUUUAUGGAUGAUGUGUCUUUCCUAAAAAUAAGUUGUCAAUGCUUGUUUCUGCUUGUUUUUGCUUGUUUCUGCUUGUUUUUGCAUAGCUUGUCAUUAAACUUGUUUUUUUAAGCCCUAAGUAGCCUCCAUCUGAGCAUCAUAUGGAUUUUCACUGCAGUGUUUAAACCCAGCACUCAGGGAUUCUGGCCACUUCCUGUUCCUAACACACCUGGCCAGGCACACUAUGUUCUCCUCAGUCAAGCCCUUCGAGGACCAACAGUUUGCCACUCUGAGGAAACAAUGCCGGCAGAAUGGGAGGUUGUUUGAAGACCCACUCUUCCCCGCCGAGGACCGUUCGCUCUUCUACCACGGCAACCGCAUCGGCAAAGUCACAUGGAAGAGGCCCAAGGAACUCUGUGAUGACCCACACCUGUUUGUCAAUGGCAUCAGUGCUCAUGACCUGCAACAGGGGCAACUGGGAAACUGCUGGUUUGUAGCAGCCUGUUCCAGCCUUGCUUCCCGAGAGGCCCUGUGGCACAAAGUGAUUCCAGACUGGAAGGACCAGGAAUGGGAGAAAGACAAGCCAGAGGCUUAUGCUGGGAUCUUCCACUUUCGGUUUUGGCGUUUUGGAGAGUGGGUGGACGUGGUCAUUGAUGAUCGGCUGCCCACCACCAACGGCCAUCUGAUUUACUGCCAUUCUAACGACAGCAAUGAGUUCUGGAGCGCACUGGUGGAAAAAGCCUACGCCAAGCUUUAUGGCUGCUACGAGGCUCUGGAUGGCGGAAACACAGCCGACGCGCUGGUGGAUUUUACCGGGGGCGUCUCAGAACCCAUUGACCUGCUGGAGGGCCACUUCAAUCAGGACGAAGAAGCACGCAACCAGCUGUUUGAGCGUGUCCUCAAAGUCCACAACAGAGGAGGCCUCAUCAGCUGCUCCAUCAGGGCGACCUCUCAGGCCGACAUGGAGGCUCGGCUGGAAUGCGGUCUGGUCAAAGGUCACGCAUAUGCAGUGACAGACGUGCACAAGGUGCGUCUGGGCCACGGUCUGCUCGCCUUCUUCAAGUCUGAGAAGCUCACCAUGAUCCGCAUGAGGAACCCGUGGGGGGAGAAGGAGUGGAACGGGCCUUGGAGUGACAGCUCAGAGGAGUGGCAGAGGGUCAGUAAGAGUGAGCGGGAGAAGCUGGGAGUAACUGUGCGGGACGAUGGUGAAUUCUGGAUGACCUUUGAGGAUUUCACUAAGCACUUCACAGACCUGAUCCUGUGCCGCCUCAUUAACACAUCAUACCUGAGCAUCCAUAAGACCUGGGAAGAGGAUGUGAAGUUUGGCUCCUGGUCUCGGCACGAUGAUUCUCUGAAGAACCGCUCUGGAGGCUGCAUUAACAACAAAGCCACGUACCUUCAGAACCCACAGUAUUUGUUUGAUGUGAAGAAGCCAGAGGAUGAAGUUUUAAUCUGCCUACAGCAGAAAGAUAAAAGAUCUCAACUUAAAGAAGGCAAAGGAGAGAACUUGGCAAUCGGCUUCGACAUUCAAAGGGUGGAGCUGAAUAGGAUCUACCGCAUGCACAAGCCACAGCAGAAGAUGUGCAGCUCUGUCUACAUCAACUCUCGCAGCGUGUUCCUGCGCAAGGACCUGAAAGAAGGCCGUUAUGUUAUCAUCCCAACGACCUUUGACCCUGGACUACAAGCAGACUUCAUGUUACGAGUCUUCACAGAUGUGCCUUCAGAGUGCAAAGAACUGUCCCUGGAUGAGCCUCCGCAGACGUGUUGGACAGGCCUCUGUGGCUAUCCACAGCUGGUCACACAGGUGCAUGUGAUGAAGGCUGUGGGACUGGAGGGCCAGGACUCUGACAGAUCAUCUGACCCAUAUGUGAUCAUCAGUUGUGAAGGGGAGAAGGUGCAUUCCCCCGUGCACAAGGACACACUGAGUCCUGAGUUUGAUGUGAAGGCACUCUUCUACAGGAAGAAACCCAAAGAGCAGAUACGCAUUCAGAUCUACAACAAAAACGUCCUGUCCGAUUCAUUCCUGGGCCAGGUGACUCUGAACUCAGAUGUUUCAGACCUGCAGAAGGAUCACGUACUCCAUCUAAAGGGCAAAGGCAGCCGUCAGAACAGUGACCUCCCGGGCAUGCUCAGUGUGAGCCUCAUCACCAGCAAUGUCCUCACCAAUAUCUGAGAGCAACCAGGUCAGCCAAAAUCAAGAGGAUCAUGAAGAUAAACUUCACCUCUGUGUGGAUCUGUCAGUUAUAUGUGAAGCUUUGAUAAUGUGGAGAGCACUUUUCUUUUGUGGAUAUAGUUUACAUAUUGCAUACUUCACCAGACUUUUCUAACCACUUUUGUCUGUAGUGGGGCUUUACAUGUCUAAUAAUAAUGGCCUUAAUGAGUUCUGUUUACAUGAUCUCUGGGACCAAAAUCAGUGUGAUAUUACAUUGUUAAUUGAUACAUUUCCUUCUGAUGUAUGUGGAAUUCUACUAUAUGUAUAUAUUCUCUAAGGUUGGAAAAAGUAUGUGAAUCUUUUCGUUGCCAAUUAAUCAUCCAAAGUGUUUUUAAUCAUCCGUAUAACAGCCAUUAAAUAUGCUGGACAGUAAUUAAGCAUGUUUACACAAUAUUAGCACUCAGCUAACUGCACAAUAGCUGAAGGCAGUAUUAGCACUGUCUUCUUAUAUCCGCCUCGUUUGAGUGGCCAGUUAGGCCCAGGCUUAAUUUUAUAUUCUGAUCAGCUAAUUCUGUGGAACACAACCAUCAGUAGGGAAAUAGUGCCUCAAAUGGGUCUGAAAUUCACACCUCAGGAUUCUAACCACUUUUAAACCAGUGCUCUUAUUACUAUACUUUAUAGGUGCCUUUCCACCAUAAGAAAGUUUAUCAGGAACCUUUUGUGUUUCCACCAAAUGAAACACAUAAUUUUAGGGCGCUUUCACUAGUGUUAGUAUUAGUAUUAUUUUCGGUCCAAAUCUCCAGUACAUGUGACCUUUCAGCUCCACUACAGCUCUGUCCUUUGGCUCAGGUCAUGCCUCUUGGCUCAGUUUAGCAGCUCAUAUCUGUACUAUAAUGCUGCUCGCAAUCCCAAAGUACAUAGCAUGACUAAAUAUUGCAUAUGUGAAUGCACCUUUAGUGUACUUUUCUGCGGACCGGGAAGCACUAGGGCAGAGCUUGCUGUACUGAACGUCACUGACUGGCCACUGCAGCCUUACAUGCCCUUUUUAUAAUUCUGUUUAAAAAACAAGCAAUGACUACAGCUUGCUUUAUAUCAAUAGCACAUCAGCACAACUGUGUCCAUAACGUGUUUGUUUUUAUAUAAGUGGCGAGUAAGUAUACAAGUGUAUUUUGUAUGUUUGGAUGGCAAGAUUCAAAGAUAGCAAAGAAGGAAAGCCGAUUUGUGCUGAUUAGAAUCAAAGCAGCAGUGCUGACACUUGACCAAAAUGACCACUUGGUGGCAGUACAUCAUCACAAAGUCUCAAGGAUACUAAAGAGUAUUUAUUCCUCUUGUAGAAGCUUCUGUUCUGUUGAGGUCUUUUGUUUAAUCUUUUGUUUACUCUGUUGCCUUUAAGUGUAACAUUUGAUAUGCAAUAUAUAAUAUUUCCUGCUCUUUAAAAAUGGAUUUAUUUUUUAUUUUUUAUUUUAGUAUUUUUUUUUAAACAUAUCUGAAAAAUUUCUCUAACAAGUACAUUCUCUUUUAAUAGACAUUACAAUGUUGAAACAAACAUUUCAACACAGAUGUGUGAUAAUCUGUUCAGGCUAAAUUAAUGGUACAUUAUAUAUUGUAAUGAACCUUGCCUGCAUGGAUAAUGAUAAAGCUGAGGUGAGUGCAUGCUAUGAAAUGCCUGCCAAAGAUGUGCAAUGACGUGCCAUUUUGUAUUUUUAAUCACUAAAGAAGUUUGUCUGUUUCAAAUGUUGCGCCUUUAUUACUCAGUCUUGCAUCACACAACAUUGACCAAAAAAAAAAAAAAGCUGGAUUGUUGUAAUGAUCAGAUUAUAAGGUAUAACAUGCGUCUUUUACCUGUUUGAUACUUGUGUAUGUAUAUCCAGAGUAUAAAGUUAAAUCGGAAAUAAAGUGAACUGGAGUAGUGGAUUUGCAUUGUAAUUUCAUUACUUUUAUAACUGUUGUGACUAACUCUUAACAGGUAACAUGUUUCAAAACAUCCAUUUGGUAAAGUGUUUAAACUUUUGACUGGUGUUCAUACUGUAUAAAUAUAGAGAUGCCAGUGUUUAUUAUGUCCUACCUAUUGUCAUACCUAGUGUAUCUAUUAUAGGUAUAUAUUCAUCGGUACAUACUCCUGUCUCAUUCCUACAGUCGGUGGUGUUUUCUCUCUACAUUCAGCCACUUUAAACCCAUCCAUCAGCAGAAAGGGACCACCAGAAGACCACUGCUGAUGUAUUCACUCACAGAGCACUUUAUUAGGAACAUUAUACCAAUACUAGGUAGGCCCUCCCUUUGCUCUCAAAACAGCCUCAGUUCUUCGAGGCAUAGAUUCCACAAGAUGUUGGAAACAUUUCCUUGAGAUUUUGGGCCAUGUUGACAUGAUUCACACAAUUCCUGCAGAUUUUUCAGGUGCACUUUCAUGCUGAGAAUCUCUCGUUCUACCAUCAUAAAGGUGUUCUAUUGGAUUCAGGUCCAGUGACUGGGAAGGCCACUGAAGAACAUUGAACUCGUCAUGUUCAUGAAACCAGUUUGAGGCUACUUCUGCUUUAUGGCAUGGUGCAGUAUCAUGCUGGAAGUAGCCAUCAGAAGAUGAGUAAAUUGUAGGCAUGAAGGGAUGCACAUGGUCAGCAACAAUACUCACAUAGGCUGUUCAAGUGAUGAUUGAUUGGUAUUAAUGGCCCCAAAGUGUGCCAAGAAAACAUUCCCCACACCAUUACACUACCUCCACCAGCCUGGACUCAAAGCUGCUGGCCCGUAUCCGCAUGAUUUUAUGCAUUGCAAUGCUGCCACACGAUUAGCUGAUUAGAUAAUUGCAUGAAUGUGUAGGUGUACAAGUGUUCCUAAUAAAAUGUUUGGUGAGUGUAUGUACAGUAUACAGGGAAUAAAGCACAACAGCAUGCUGUGAUAGGAAAAUAAUCAAUACUGGGGUUGUGUAAUUUAACCUGGCACAAGGGGGAGUUACUUUUACAGUUAAUCAUUUUCCUGUAACAACAUAACUUACUAACUUACCAACUCAGGGACUGUAAAUUUUUAUAUUUUUAUGUAUUAUAUGCAUUAUAUUUUAUGUAUAUUUUUCUUCUUCUUUUUUUAGGGAGACAUGCAAAGUAAGAAUUUCAUUGUAUGGUCUAAACCGUUGUGUUUUCACUGUGCAUAUGACAAUAAACCUCUUGAAUCUUGAAA
Pangasianodon hypophthalmus (striped catfish) is the source of this 5460-nucleotide messenger RNA. RefSeq names its product calpain 5a (gene capn5a). Gene Ontology annotation, cellular component: cytoplasm. The transcript is spliced from 13 exons. Gene Ontology annotation, biological process: proteolysis. The record is from RefSeq and is a predicted model, not a curated record. Bases 388 to 2316 code for a protein of 642 amino acids. NCBI's taxonomy places the organism in Eukaryota, Metazoa, Chordata, Actinopteri, Siluriformes, Pangasiidae. Gene Ontology annotation, molecular function: calcium-dependent cysteine-type endopeptidase activity.